This is a messenger RNA of Helianthus annuus (common sunflower), 820 nucleotides long. Its product is annotated as glutathione S-transferase APIC. Lineage: Eukaryota; Viridiplantae; Streptophyta; Magnoliopsida; Asterales; Asteraceae. The record is from RefSeq and is a predicted model, not a curated record. The transcript is spliced from 3 exons. Gene Ontology annotation, cellular component: cytoplasm. The coding region runs from base 49 to 693 and encodes 214 amino acids. Gene Ontology annotation, molecular function: glutathione binding; glutathione transferase activity.
CAAAUCUUUCAUACUUUUAGCUACACUAUUGAUUCUGCAACCAACAUAAUGGGGAUCAAAGUGUACGGUUCCAUGGUUUCCACUGCAACUCUCCGUGUACUGCUUUGCCUAGCCGAGAAGGAUCUCGAGUUUGAGCUCAUUAACGUCGAUCUGGCAUCUGGUGAACACAAAAGACCUCACAUACUUGCACGCAAUCCAUUCGGCCAGAUCCCCGCGUUUGAGGACGAUGAUAUCAAACUCUUCGAAUCAAGGGCGAUUUCACAAUACAUAUCACGCACACACGUCGGUAAGGGGGUGGAUCUUAUAAGCAACGAUCCGAAAAAGGCCGCACUGGAGUCAGUGUGGAUGGAAGUGGAGUCUCAGAAACUUGAACCAGCGGCUAUGAAAUUAAUCUGGCAGCUGUGUAUGAAGCCGCUUUUAUUUGGACAGAACAGUGAUGAUGCCGUAGUGAGUGUGGAGAAGAAGAAGCUGGAAAGCGUGCUCGACGUGUACGAAGCACGGUUGUCGGAGAGCAAAUAUUUGGGCGGAGAUAGCUUCUCGUUAGCUGAUAUGCACACUGUUCCGACAAUUAAGUUCCUGAUGGACACGCAGAUGAAGCAGGUGUUUGACGCGCGGCCGUGUGUGAGGGCGUGGGUUACGGAUAUUAUGUCCAGACCUGCUUGUGUUAAGGUUUUUGGGGUGCCUGAGUGUUAAACAUUAGGUUUGAUUUAGUAGUUGUGUGAGUUGUUCGCCGUUGUGGUUGUGCCUUUAGGUAAUUUGGUGUUUGAUGUUGAGCAGCGAUCACUGUCCAAGAUGUAUCAAUAAUAUUAUCUUUUGAUAA